Lithohypha guttulata is the source of this 2928-nucleotide messenger RNA. RefSeq names its product isoleucine-tRNA ligase (gene ISM1). Bases 1 to 2928 code for a protein of 975 amino acids. Gene Ontology annotation, biological process: isoleucyl-tRNA aminoacylation; mitochondrial translation. Gene Ontology annotation, molecular function: aminoacyl-tRNA deacylase activity; ATP binding; tRNA binding. Lineage: Eukaryota; Fungi; Ascomycota; Eurotiomycetes; Chaetothyriales; Trichomeriaceae. The transcript has a single exon. The record is from RefSeq and is a predicted model, not a curated record. Gene Ontology annotation, cellular component: mitochondrion.
AUGAGUCUCAAAUCGACUCUGAGGCUGCCGAGCUCAAAGUUUCCUCCUAGACCGUCGCCAGAAGCCGUAACAAGAUACGUCAAACAAUGCAGUGAUGACCUAUACGCCUGGCAGAGUCACGCGCGACCUGCAAGCGCAACUUUUGUCCUCCACGAUGGACCUCCAUACGCGAAUGGUGACUUACACGUUGGACAUGCCUUGAACAAGAUUACCAAAGAUAUUAUAUGUCGGUCGAAACUUGCUGAAGGAAAGCGUAUUAAUUACGUACCUGGUUGGGACUGCCAUGGUCUACCUAUCGAGCUCAAAGCUUUCGAGAAACAUGGCUGGGAACGUGGAUCGGGAAUUGACCCGGUCAAAAUCAGAGGUGCAGCACGAGGGUUUGCAGCAAAAGCUAUUGCACAGCAGAUGAAAGGCUUCCGAUCAUGGGGCGUCAUGGCCGAUUGGGACAACCAUUGGAAGAGUAUGGACAAGGACUUUGAGUUGAGACAGCUUGAAGUGUUCAAAGCUAUGGCUGAACAUGGCCUUAUCAUAAGGAGACACAAGCCUGUGUACUGGUCUCCCUCUUCGCAGACUGCUCUAGCCGAGGCAGAGGUAGAAAGAGAAGAGCAUACUUCCACCGCGGCCGUGGUGAAGUUUCGCAUUCCGGCCGUGAUUGGAGGCUCGACCGAGCCUGUUCACGCUGUGAUCUGGACAACUACCCCCUGGACUCUGCCAGCUAACCAAGCUAUUGCGCUUAACAAGAAUAUAAAAUACGUCCUAGUCAGCUCGAAGAGUCAUGGAUUGCUGAUUGUGGCUUUAUCGCGAGUGGAAUAUCUGAAUGAAAUGCUCAAGGAAGAGACGAAGAUAGUCAAAGCGUUGCCCGUCGAGUCUCUUCUCGAGAGCACAUAUUCAGGCUUGUCAGAAUUUGGGGAGGAUGCCUUGAACAGACCCUUCAUUCAUGCAGACUUUGUGACAGAAGAGGAUGGAACCGGCCUUGUGCAUUGCGCACCUGGUCACGGCAACGAUGAUUUCGACGCCUUGCAGAAUAUGAUCAGGUCCGGAAGAGUUACAGUGAAAGCACCUGUCAACGACAAAGGUGAAUUCAGUGAACUCGCUAGCCCUACCCAGCCCACAUUAUUAGCAGGAAAAUAUGUUUUCAAAGAAGGCAAUAAGGCUGUGCUGGACCUUCUCAAGACGAAGAACGCGCUUAUUUCAAGCUACGAUUUCAGACACAAGUAUCCUGUCGAUUGGCGAACCAAGCAGCCUAUCAUGAUCCGAGCCACCGCUCAGUGGUUCGCAGACAUCUCUGGUAUCAAAGCAGAUGUUGUCAAAUCCCUGAACAACGUUACUUUCAGGCCCGAAUCAGGAAAAUCACGACUGAGAAGCUUUGUCGAACACAGAAGUGAAUGGUGUAUAUCGCGACAGCGUGCAUGGGGUGUACCAAUUCCAGCACUGUACGAGAAGGACACUAAUGGGGCCAUAUUGACAGCUGAAAGUAUCGCUCAUAUAAUCAAAGUCGUCCAAGAACGUGGCAUCGACGCUUGGUGGUCUGAUGAUCCAGACGACCCUGCCUGGCUUAUGCCUGGUCUUCCACCAGAUAAAUACGUCCGGGGUAGAGACACUAUGGACGUAUGGUUUGAUAGUGGGACGAGCUGGACACUCAUGGUUGCUCCAUUGAAGGAUCACCAGCAGAGAGGCCCACUGGCCGACGUAUACCUAGAAGGUAGUGACCAGCAUCGCGGCUGGUUUCAGUCGAGCAUUCUCACCAACAUUGCAUACCAAAAGGUAACUGAUCCUUCAGCUACGGCACAUGCCCCAUUCAGACAACUUGUAACACAUGGCUUCACUCUAGAUGCUGCCGGCAAGAAGAUGAGCAAGUCAGUUGGCAACGUAAUUAAUCCUAACCAAAUCAUUGCUGGUUUGGCGCCUCAGCCAGCGCCUAAAAAGGGUCGAGUCCUACAUCCUUAUGGGCCUGACGCCUUGAGACUCUGGGCCGCUACUGGAGACUGGACAUCUGACGUUGUGAUCAGUGAGAAGGUAGUUACUGCCGUGCACAGUUCAUUGGGCAAAUAUCGAGUUACCAUGAAAGUCCUGCUCGGGAUGUUGUCGGAUUUUGAUCCUGUGAACAUUGUCAACUACGAAACCAUGAAGUCGAGCCGGUUCGAUUUGCACUGCAUUGCUCUUCUGCAGCUCCACACAGUGGUCAAAAACGUGAGGAGUGCCAUGGCGAGUUACGAAUUUCAUAAAGCGCUUGCUGCUAUCAAUGAAUGGAUUGCUCGGGAUCUGUCGGCUUUCUAUCUCGAAGCAGUCAAAGACUCUAUCUACUGUGAUGGUGAGCAUGCCACAAGACGACAUGUUAGCCAGACAGUACUGUACCAUAUCUUUCUACAAUUUCAGAACAUGCUCGCGCCCAUCACGCCGCUGUUGAUCGAGGAGACGCAUGAAUAUACACCUGAGCAGAUCCAAGCUGCUGCUGGCCACCCACUUCAACGUGUUUGGGAAGAGUUGCCUUUUGACUGGAAUAACGAAGUACUUGCUGCUCAAGUCUAUAACGUAAUGGCGAUAAAUUCCGCUGUGAAAGCUGCGCAAGAACAAGCUCGUGCCGACAAACGUCUCGGUCAGUCACUUGCCUGCGAAGUCGAAAUCAGAUACGGAGAUGACAGGGCCCCUGCCAUCGCUCAAUUCCCACAAUCGUUCUGGGAAGACCUCCUUGUCGUCUCUAAAGUGCAUCUUACACCACAUACGGAGCAGAAGGAAUGGGUCUAUUCCCAGAAGGUCGAGCUUGGAAAUUCCUCAAUUCAAGUAAUGGUGUACCCUCCAACACAAGAGAAGUGUGCUCGAUGUUGGGCAUACACUGCUCCUACACCGAAACAGGACGACGAAGCGCUGUGCAAAAGGUGCUUCGAUGUGGUAGAAGAUAUCAAGCAGAAGAAAGCUGCCGAGGUUUGA